Messenger RNA from Nicotiana tabacum (common tobacco), 1192 nucleotides. Lineage: Eukaryota; Viridiplantae; Streptophyta; Magnoliopsida; Solanales; Solanaceae. The record is from RefSeq and is a predicted model, not a curated record.
AGAGUCCGCAAGAUGCUGUGACACCUUUCCAAAUUUUCGGUAAUGAAGCUCAUAUAGUUCAGAUUAUGUUGAAGCCGCAAGAAAAGAUUAUUGCUAAGCAUGGUAAUUUGUGUUAUUUGUAGAAGAGAUCUCCUGCAUGGUAUCACAACCAUUUAAGGAUACAUUUGCUUAUACGAGGUUUCAGUUGUUACCAUUAAUGGCAUGCCUAACACAUUAACAUCUCUUCGUUGUGCAUGGUGUUUGAUUCAGAUAUUGGAGAAUGAGCCAGUUCUGACGGGCUUACACAAAAUCUACAAACUUGAAAAUCUAGUUGACUGGAUAUUUUCUCAAGGAUGAAUUAGUAUAUGUUGAACGUACUAGAAGUUGUUCUUGAAGCAUACUAGCUUAUCACUUUUUGGGGAUAGAAGCGCAUUGCCUUAUGAAAAUAGGAGGUUUUCUUACCGGUCUGCCACAUGAUAUGCAAGAAAGAGGAUCCAUGAAAUCAUGAUAAAAAAGAAUGAUCCAAGUGGUAAUGUCCUAGUAGGGUCCAUGUGCUACACGUCUUCUUCCAUUCACUUGGAAAAUGUCUAUGCCACUGAAAAUGAUACAAGUGUCUGGCAGUGGCUUUUUGGAAAGAGUAUUUCAAGUGUGGUUCUCCAGAAUACAGGUACAACUGAUGGAUUUGUUGGAAUUGCUGCGCCUUAUUUGAUUGAUCUAGCAAUGUUUGGAGGUGAAAUCUUAUGCCAGCCAGAUGCAUUUCUAUGCUCUAUUAAUGAUGUCAAAGUCAGUAAUACCUUUGUCCAAAGGGCACAUAACAUGAUUGCUAGUGCAGAGGGAUCUUUGAGGCAUAAGAUAUUGGGACAAGGGCUUGCUUUUAUAGUCGGAGGCGGUUCUGAUAUGAAGCUGAAUCUCAGUUACUGUGAAAAACUUCUUUUACUUUUUAGGCAUGGCUAUUAUUUAAGUGUUUGAUUCAUGUUUGUAUGUUUAAACCGGCAGAAGAGAGAAAAUGUGGGUCGUCCUAGAACCUUUAGAACUCUUAGAUACAGGCAAUGAGAUUCUAUCAUUUCUAUCGUCAUGUUAUCAUUGUUUUUCAGAUUUCCGACAGACAUUAUUUUAGUUUUGAAUACCGAUUAUUGUAAUAUAUUCUUAAUGUGAAGAUCUACAGUGUACUUAGAUGUUGGUUAUGGUCAGAAAGAUGAUCCUUCUCAGUGAA